UCCAGCGUUGAUACUAUCCCGCGCUGUGGGUUCGGGUGUCUGAGCAGAAACGGUGGGUGGGUGGCUUGCGGGGGUCGCGUUGGUGGAGAUAAGUAGAGGCAGGAUUUAAGCCAAAAGCGACGUUUGAAGAUGCCUCAUUGCUUGUCAGGGGGAUCCUGGGUGGUGGGGUAUGUGAGGCAUGCGGCCAGGCCUGCCGGCGACAACUAAUAACACUGUCCACAAUGACCGCAACUGGUACCUGUAUUUUAGCUUUGAGCACCUGUGGCCUGGCCAUCAACUCACCAUGUUCCUGGCGCGCCUGACUUCACAGCUGGUCAGGGCUGUUCCUUGGGCAGGUUUCAGUCGUUCCUGGCCUGGCUCUGGGAUGAUCGGAAGCCAUGCUUUUCGACCCCUUUACAGUUUGCAGCCUGCAAGCCUAAGUCGGGCUGCCUCCCUCCCUGGUAAGGGGUACCAAUUGAAGCUUGAGGAGUUCCUGGUCCCCAGGAAGAUGUCCAUCAGUCCACUAGAGAGCUGGCUGACUGCUCGAUACCUAUUGCCCAGACUGGAUUUUGGGGUUCCAAUGACUGUGGUUCCCUCCCACUACUACAAGUGUCCGCCCAGCCAGGAGGAGGAAGCCAAGCAGGGAGUCAGGGACGUCUGGGAUGCCACUCCAGUGCAGUGCAAAAAUGUGCUGAAGAUCCGAAGACGGAAGAUGAACCACCACAAAUACCGUAAACUGAUCAAGAGGACACGGUUUCAACGACGUAAAGUCCAGGAAGGACGUCUGAAAAGGAAGCAGAUCAAGUUUGAGAAAGAUUUGAAGCGCAUCUGGCUGAAGGCAGGCCUGAAGGAAGCCCCUGAGAGCUGGCAGACCCCAAAGAUCUACAUGAAGAACAAAUGAGCCUGGGGUCCCAUCCCUCUGAUCCUCUUCCUGCUGCUGACCCAUUAUAAUAAACGUUGGAAGUUCUGAGUUA
Molecule: messenger RNA, 953 nt
Organism: Peromyscus californicus insignis
Lineage: Eukaryota; Metazoa; Chordata; Mammalia; Rodentia; Cricetidae
Gene: Aurkaip1
Product: aurora kinase A interacting protein 1
Exons: 3
Coding region: 179-880 (233 amino acids)
Biological process (GO): mRNA processing
Cellular component (GO): mitochondrion
Source: RefSeq, a predicted model, not a curated record